UUUUUGCGUGCUUUUCGAAGGAUUGCAAACUAGUUUCAAAAUGGCAUUACAAUUCAGCCUGGUAUAUUUUCUAGUUGUAGUGCUCUCUGUAAACUUUGCUCAUGGCAUAAAGCCUGCAAAUGUCGAGAUCGAGCAAUUGAAGGUGCUCUAUCAGUCUAUGAGUGCAAAACUUCAAAACGUGGAAUCCGAAAACCAAAGGCUAAAUUCAGAAGUUACAAGACUGCAGACUCGUUCCACUACUGUUGCUUUCACAGCGAGGCUAUCAAAUGACACUGAACUUGCAGCCAUAGAGACGGUUGUCUUUGACAAUAUUCUUCUAAACUCGGGCAACGCGUAUAACGAAAGAAAUGGACAAUUUACUGCUCCUGUAGCUGGGACCUAUCAAUUCGCCGUGUCCUUGACAAACUUUGGGAAAGAGUCGUACUUCGCUGUGCAGAAAAAUGGCAAUGAUGCACUGUCCAGGUUGUACAUUAAGAGCGGUCUCACGUAUUCCACGUCAUCCGUCGUCGUCACACAUUUAGACGCGGGAGAUAUCGUUCAUGUCCAGUCCCAGUAUUUUCCAACGAACCUAAGACAAGGAAAAUAUUCCGUUUUCAGUGGUUUUCUGAUUAAAUAACUAUUUCAUCUCUAUUUUCAUAAAAGAAAAAAGCAAUAAACGUUUUAGAAAAAUAUCUUGAUUGCCAUUGCUUUAAUUGUAAAUUGAUAAAAUUGCAGAUUGAGAAAUAUGAAGUACAUGUAUAUGCCUGUCUACGAAUUUAUUUCUUAAUUUAUUGUUUUCACAAUAAUGUAAAAAAUAUUUCUUAUGAUUGUAUCCAAUAAAAAAAUUAAUUGAUUUCAGGAAAAUAAAUGUAGAUCUGA
Magallana angulata is the source of this 858-nucleotide messenger RNA. Its product is annotated as complement C1q-like protein 4. NCBI's taxonomy places the organism in Eukaryota, Metazoa, Mollusca, Bivalvia, Ostreida, Ostreidae. The coding region runs from base 41 to 616 and encodes 191 amino acids. The record is from RefSeq and is a predicted model, not a curated record. Gene Ontology annotation, molecular function: protein binding. The transcript has 2 exons.